GCCCAGACCAGGCCUUGGCUAAAACGAGCGAUACCAUCGGCGACGGAGAGCAGAGGUUUAAAAGAAGAGGAACGCCGUCGACGGAAAGAGAAGCUGGCGGGAAGACUUACACAUGGCUACGCUUCAGACAUGGAGAAAGGUUUACGGCGCUAUCAAAGAUGCCACCGAAGUCGGUCUUGCCAAAGUAACCAAAGAAUUCAAGGAUGUGGAUGUUGCGAUCGUCAAAGCUUCUAAUCAUGUCGAGUGCUCGCCUAAGGAGAGACAUAUCAGGAAAAUCUUGGCUGACACAUCAGUGAUGCAACCCCAAGCGGAUGUUGCCUACUGUAUGCAUUCCCCCGCCUGGCGGUUGGCGAAGACGGACAACUGGAUGCGUCUGUUCUCAUCAAUGAUGGAGAUUUCUAGGCCUAUGUUAGGGCUAGCAGUCAUUCGGUCUGAAAGUGUUAUUGCAUCUUCUUCGCUUCAUUUGACAAGGAGACUCAGUUCUUCAGGGCCCCAACAACAACAAGAAGAAAAUCCUGAAAGUACAGUAGAAGAAAAAUGCUCUUGUCAUGACUCGAGAGCAGAAGAUAAACAUAGUGAGUCAGGUAACGUAAAUGAGGAAGAAGAAGAUGAUGAUGUUGGUGUUUAUGUAAAUAAGCAGACUGGUGAGAUCGGAGGGCCAAAAGGACCAGAGCCCACCAGGUAUGGUGAUUGGGAGCGUGGCGGCAGAUGCUCAGAUUUCUGAUGAAAUAAAAAUAAGAAAAAUAUGUUAAAAGACCCUGCAGGUUGUGACUCAAGUGAAUCACAACAUCACUUUUGGGAGCCGUUGGGCAUUUCUUUUCAGUUCUCUUGUUUAAUUGUUUUAACCUGUUUUUCCCAUUUUGUUAUCUUUUUUCUGAAUAAAUAGAUAAUUGACCGUUAAGCUUACUUAAUGUAAACUAUUUCAAAUGAUCCAGUUUAGCAAACUAGGGCUGCAUUUUUUCCC
Messenger RNA from Nelumbo nucifera (sacred lotus), 964 nucleotides. Its product is annotated as succinate dehydrogenase assembly factor. Gene Ontology annotation, molecular function: phospholipid binding. Gene Ontology annotation, cellular component: mitochondrion. NCBI's taxonomy places the organism in Eukaryota, Viridiplantae, Streptophyta, Magnoliopsida, Proteales, Nelumbonaceae. The record is from RefSeq and is a predicted model, not a curated record. Gene Ontology annotation, biological process: mitochondrial respiratory chain complex II assembly.